Dichomitus squalens LYAD-421 SS1 is the source of this 768-nucleotide messenger RNA. RefSeq lists its product as uncharacterized. NCBI's taxonomy places the organism in Eukaryota, Fungi, Basidiomycota, Agaricomycetes, Polyporales, Polyporaceae. The record is from RefSeq and is a predicted model, not a curated record. The transcript is spliced from 5 exons. Bases 1 to 411 code for a protein of 136 amino acids.
AUGCGCUUCUCCGCCCUCUCCUUUGCUGCCGCCGCCAUUGCCACUGCUAGCCUCGCCACGGCGACUCGUACGUCCAUUCGCUCGAUCGCUACGCGCGCCGACCAGACGAUCGUCUCCCCCCUCUCCGACGACCCCAUCGGACCCUCGAUCGAGUUCCAGUUCGCUGACGAGUCCCACACGGCCGGGAGCACGUCCUUCGUGCGCACGACGCUCAGGAACUCCACCUUUUCCACGCUCAUCGGGGACAAUAUCCCGUUCGAGAGCGCGCGCCCGGACUUUAUUAGCACGUCGUUGCCUGUCCCGGCCGAGUUCGUCAAGGGUUUCUACGACCUCGUCGUGGAGGAGGUCGACGGAGAUGGGAGCGUCAUCUUUACCGGGGAGUCGACUGACCUCGCCUACCUGAUCUUCUGAGCCACAGCCGCUCUCGAGGGAGUAUUUAUGAGCUGGGGGGAGGGAUCUCCGUAAUUCAAGGUUUAGUACCGACUUCGCUGGGUUGAAGAUGACCUCGGGGACCGCUGCUUGGCUUGGCCCGUCGCUCGUUCAAGUUCUCUAUGCUCAUCAUAUCUUGUAACCUUUUAUCAGUACAGGAACUAUCGCCACGUCUGGCUUCGGUAGCGUUCGCGAUUCGGGACUGCCGUCAGUUUGGUAGAGCGACGAAGUCCGCCGCAGGAACGCACGGAGUGGCGCCGAGUCCCAGGUCGCUCGGGUCUCAGCAUGACUUGCUGACAGAUGUGCAGGUUUCUCGCAAGCUACUAGCCGAUAUGAUCG